AUGGGUUCUGUGUGCGCUAACUGCUUGGGCAGGGACUUCCAGCCUGCGGCGGCAGCCGCUGCCUACUUCGGGUUCGGGGAGUUGGAGGAGGCCCUCAUCCAUGGCGGAGGCGGCGCGGCCAACGCCGGCGGCGUCGAUCCCGGCGUGAUCAUCAAGAACGACGUCGCGCAGGCAAAGUCAGCGGCAGGGGCAGGAUAUCUCGCGGGCGCUGGCAGGCCCCCCACGCUGGAGAUCUUCCCUUCGUGGCCAACGAGGCAUCAACAGCAGCUACACAGUGGGAAUUCGCAGUCAGUAGGGAGCACCGCUGACUCGAGCUCAGCUCAGAACACUACAAUGUCUCAGAUGGAGCUGGUGUCCCCAGCCUCCUCUGCGCCGCGGCAGGAGGUCAUGAUGGUGACCACUGAUGAUUACAGCUACAAGCCAGGCCUCGCCGCUGCGCCCGCUGCUGCCGCCCCGCCGAGCUUUCAGCAGCACCACCCGCUCCCGCUGCAGCUGCACGGAGACGGAGGGGGAGACCAUGACAAGAGGAAGCAUGGAUCCACAAGAAAAGAUGGCAGGUUGGUAGAUGCCAAGACGGAACGGCGGCUGGCGCAGAACAGAGAGGCUGCGAGGAAGAGCAGGCUGAGGAAGAAGGCUUACGUGCAGCAGCUCGAGACUAGCAGGAUCAGGCUUCAGCAGGUCGAGCAUGAGCUCCAGAGAGCACGGUCACAGGGCCUGUUCGUUGGAGGGUGCAGCGCCGCCGGGGACAUGAGCUCUGGCGCCGCCAUGUUCGACAUGGAGUACGCGCGGUGGUUGGACGACGACAGCAAGCGGCUGGCGGAGCUCCGAGCCGGGCUGCAGGCGCAGCUGCUGGACGGCAACCUGGGACUCAUCGUGGAGGAGUGCAUGCAGCACUACGACGAGCUGUUCCAGCUCAAGGCGGCGCUCGCGCGCUCCGAUGUCUUCCACCUCCUCACCGGCGCCUGGGCCACCCCUGCCGAGCGCUGCUUCUUCUGGAUGGGCGGCUUCCGCCCGUCUGAGCUGCUCAAGAUCCUGAUACCGCAGCUGGACCCGCUGACGGAGCAGCAGCUGCUCGGGAUCUGCAACCUGCAGCAGUCGUCGGAGCAGGCGGAGGAGGCGCUCGCCCAGGGCCUGCAUCAGCUGCACCAGUCCCUGGCCGACACAGUCGCCGCCGGCACGCUCAACGACGGCGCCGCCGCCCCCAACUACAUGAACACCAUGGCCGUCGCACUUGACAAGCUUGCCAGCCUCGAAAACUUCUAUCAACAGGCCGACAAUCUAAGGCAGCAGACGUUGCAUCAGAUGCGCCGGAUCCUGACCACUCGGCAGGCUGCGCGGUGCUUCCUCUCCAUUGGGGAGUACUACAGCCGCCUCAGAGCUCUCAGCAACCUCUGGGCUUCCCGUCCCCGCGACAACUUCAUCGGGACAGAGAGCCUCAGCCCCACAGCAACGGAACUGCAAGCCCUGCACCACCAGCAGCAGAACCAGUUCACCGGAUUUUGA
Molecule: messenger RNA, 1503 nt
Organism: Miscanthus lutarioriparius
Lineage: Eukaryota; Viridiplantae; Streptophyta; Magnoliopsida; Poales; Poaceae
Source: the annotation of a GenBank genome assembly